This is a messenger RNA of Plutella xylostella (diamondback moth), 1467 nucleotides long. The record is from RefSeq and is a predicted model, not a curated record. Lineage: Eukaryota; Metazoa; Arthropoda; Insecta; Lepidoptera; Plutellidae.
UGGGCAGUGAUAUAGUGUAAGGAUAUAACGUAGGGUACUUACAUAUGAUGCGACUGAAGUGUUUUAUCUCGUUUGCCGCUGUCCUGGCGGCGGUGGCUGCGAGGUCGCCGCUGGCCGACCCCGCCCUGCAGCAAUUGCUGGUCAACGAUGCCACUGGAAGGUACUCCAACAACGUCAUUGAAGAUGCCAGAUUGGAUGUUCCAGAGCUGGUCCGAAAGUACAACUACCCCCUAGAAGAGCACACAGUCACCACCUCCGACGGCUACGUACUGACGCUGCACCGCAUCCCUCACGGGCGGGACGCACACGCCACGCCCGGGCCUCGCCCCGUCAUCUUCCUCAUGCACGGGAUCGUGUGCUCCUCCGCCGACUGGGUCAUCACCGGCCCUGGCAGUGGAUUAGCGUACAUCCUGGCAGAAGAAGGGUUCGACGUGUGGAUGGGCAACGCACGAGGCAACUACUACUCGCGCCGCCACGUCUCCUUGAACCCCGACAGCAUCAGGAACAAAAACUUCUGGGACUUCAGCUGGGAUGAGAUCGGUGAAAUCGAUGUCCCCACCAUGAUCGACUAUGUGUUGGAAACCACGGAGCACCAGCGCCUCCACUACAUCGGUCACUCUCAAGGAACCACUGUCUUCUUCGUCAUGACCAGUCUUAAGCCCGAGUACAAUGACAAGAUCAUUUCUAUGCACGCGUUGGCCCCUGUAGCGUUUAUGGAACAUAAUCAAAGCUGGUUAUUGAAGGCCAUUUCUCCGUAUGCCUCAGAUAUAGACAAAGUUGCAAGAAGACUAGGUUUGGGCGAGAUGGUGCCAAACAAUCAAAUCAUGACCUGGGCCGGUCAGAAAAUGUGCAUGGAUGAAGUGAAAUACCAACCACUUUGCAGCAAUAUCUUAUUCCUUAUCGGUGGAUGGAAUGAAAAUCAACAUAAUGCUACAAUAAUGCCAGUGAUAAUGGGCCACACGCCCGCCGGCUCGUCGACCCGUCAGUUCGCGCACUACGGCCAGGGCAUCGCCGACAAGCAGUUCCGGCGCUACGACCUCGGCCGCAGGAAGAACCGCAAGCGAUACGGCAGCCGCACCCCUCCCACCUACGACCUCAAGAAGAUCACCACCCCGGUCUUCCUCCACUAUUCUCUGUCAGACCCUCUUGCCCACGUCAGGGACGUCGACCGUCUGUGGAGAGAGCUCGGGAGACCCGUCGGCAAAUUCAUGGUUAACAUGCAGUCGUUCAGUCACACUGACUUCAUGUGGGCGAUAGAUGCUCGCGCUCUGAUUUAUAACAGGGUCAUCAAUUUGAUUUGGCAGAUGGAUGGACUUCAGAAUUCAAACUACGAUGAGCUCGAAUUCUGAAAACUUUAGGUUUUAAAGUUAGCAUUAACUUAUUUGUAUUAAUUCAUAUACACCAUUAUAAUCUAUAGACCGUAACUAUCUUUUUUGUGAUGAAAAUCAAAAUACACAAUGAAAAUAC